AUGGCCGAGAAACAUGGGAAAAAAGCUAUGAAAACCAAGUAUGAAAAUAGAAAGACUAGCAUUCUAAAAAAGAGUAAAGAACUAUCUACUCUGUGUGAUGUUCAGGUGUGUGUCAUUGUUGUUUCUCCUGAUGGGAAAUUGGAGACUUGGCCGGACAACCUUAAUGAUGUGAAGGCGGUUCUGAGUACAGUGAAAGAAUCUCGUAAGCCCAUCCGUUCUGAAAAUCUCCGGGAAAUUGGAGAUCGCAGCAGGUUGUGUUCAAGAAUCAAGAUUCCCAAGUCCGUUAAAGGCAAGGAAAUCGACGUAGAAAAUUGCGGGAAUAAUGGUGCGGGUGUUGUGGACGAGGAGGAAUUGUAUGAUGUUUCUGGAGCCGAUCAAGAAAAUAAUAAUGCGAAGCAGGACAACACUUUUGGAACAGGCAUUCCAGCUGGAAUGAGCCAUGUUGAUAUGAGGGUAAAUCAAACGCCCACUUCUCAUUAUUCUUAUUAUCAUCAAUGGAAUGGGAAUGGGAAUGGGAAUGGGGAGAUUAAUUGUGAGAAAUUUGGAAAGUACAUUGGAGAUAUGGUGACAAAUCAAGAGUCGUAUAAUCUUGCUGCCUAUUAUGGGUGUGGAAGUAGUAGCAGCUCUAUGAACCCUAAAACCCAGUUUUGUAAUAUGCACCCAAAUCAAGAACCCAGUCCUCAUCAGUAUGAGAUGGGGAGUAGCAGUUCAAGUGCUUUUAACUUUGGAUUCAACUUCUCAAAUCAACAACAACCCACUCCUCUUAUUGCUUAUCAUCAUCAACAACACUAUGAUGUUAUUGGGAAUAAUAUCAGUGCUUUAAACACUACUGAUGGACUCAAUAACAAUAUGCAAAAAAUAGAGAAAAAAACAAAUAUGAAUAUAAUAAUUCAAAAAAAAAUAUUUAAUGUCAGUUUUAUCUAA
Molecule: messenger RNA, 924 nt
Organism: Ipomoea triloba (trilobed morning glory)
Lineage: Eukaryota; Viridiplantae; Streptophyta; Magnoliopsida; Solanales; Convolvulaceae
Product: agamous-like MADS-box protein AGL93
Exons: 3
Coding region: 1-924 (307 amino acids)
Molecular function (GO): DNA binding; protein dimerization activity
Source: RefSeq, a predicted model, not a curated record